This is a messenger RNA of Chenopodium quinoa (quinoa), 2259 nucleotides long. Its product is annotated as mitogen-activated protein kinase kinase 3-like. The transcript is spliced from 10 exons. The record is from RefSeq and is a predicted model, not a curated record. Gene Ontology annotation, molecular function: ATP binding; MAP kinase kinase activity. Bases 416 to 1984 code for a protein of 522 amino acids. Gene Ontology annotation, biological process: protein phosphorylation; MAPK cascade. Lineage: Eukaryota; Viridiplantae; Streptophyta; Magnoliopsida; Caryophyllales; Amaranthaceae.
UUUUUUUUUUUUAUUUUUUUUAUUAAGUUUGUAGUGUAAAAUUACUGUAUCGUGGGCUUUGAGGAACUCAACUAGUCAACUAUGUAAAGAAGACAAUGUAGAGUUAAACUAUAAAUUGUCUAGUUUACCACAUUACUGCCUUCACCAAAUUAACUACUCCUCUUUUUCUUCAAAAAAAAAAAAAAAUAAAAAAAUUAACUACUCCUCUUUUAAUCUGAUCUAUUACUCCCCCUAUCGCCACCGUCUCCACCCCGGAAUUUGACAUACACUACUUCCACUUUUCAAGUUUCCGAGAUUUCACUCAUCAAUCAAAAGGUGAGUGAGUAACACGGUAAGGGAGCACUUUGAAGUAGGAUGCUUUGAGGAAGUAUUUAUUAUUCCCUUGCAUCUAAUAUAUCUGUGAAGCAAUUCAGAUAUGGCUGCGCUUGAGGCCCUGAAAAAGAAGCUUACUCCAUUAUUUGAUGCCGAGAAAGGUUUUUCGUGUGAAACCACCCUUGAAUGUGGUGAUUCCGACAUGCUCUCAGAUGGUGGAACCAUUAACUUAUUGAGCAGAUCAUAUGGAGUUUACAACUUUAAUGAGCUAGGAUUACAAAAAUGCUCUUCGUCUCCAGUAGAUGAAAGCAGUCCUAGUGAAAAGACAUAUCGGAUUGCAUCCCGUGAGAUGAGAGUUUUUGGAGCUAUAGGCAGUGGUGCAAGUAGUAUUGUUCAGAGAGCUAUACACAUUCCCACUCAUAGAAUCAUUGCAUUGAAGAAGAUUAAUAUUUUUGAGAAGGAGAAACGACAGCAGCUCCUCACCGAGAUCAGGACACUGUGUGAAGCACCUUGUUCUGAGGGACUAGUAGAAUUCUAUGGGGCAUUUUAUAUUCCCGACUCUGGACAAAUUAGUAUUGCUUUGGAGUACAUGAAUGGUGGAUCUCUUGCAGAUAUCAUAAGGGUUCAGAAGUUUAUACCAGAACCUCUUCUUUCAUCUAUUGUCCAAAAGCUUCUAUUGGGAUUAAGCUACUUGCACGGAGUUCGACAUUUGGUGCAUAGAGACAUUAAGCCAGCCAAUUUGCUUAUCGACCUCAAGGGAGAGCCAAAGAUAACAGAUUUUGGUAUAAGUGCUGGACUGGAGAAUUCUAUGGCAAUGUGUGCAACCUUUAUUGGAACUGUCACAUAUAUGUCUCCAGAGAGAAUUCGUAAUGAGUCAUAUUCAUAUCCAGCUGAUAUUUGGAGCCUUGGUCUUGCACUUUUUGAGUGUGGUACAGGAGAGUUUCCUUACAUAGCAAAUGAUGGACCCGUUAGUCUCAUGCUACAGAUCUUGGAUGAUCCUUCUCCCUCACCAUCCAAGGAAAAAUUCUCGUCAGAAUUUUGCUCAUUUAUUGAUGCUUGUCUACAAAAGGAUCCCGAGGCACGGCCCACAGCAGAACAGCUUCUUUCACAUCCAUUUAUUACAAAGUUCACGGAUUCUCAAGUUGACUUAGCAGCUUUUGUUCAAAGGGUUUUCGAUCCUGUGCAGAAGUUGAAGGAUUUGGCUGAUAUGCUUAGUAUCCACUAUUACUUGCUCUUCGAUGGACCUGAUGAUGAAGAGUGGCAACAUGUGAAGUCGCUUUACAGUGAAGAAUCUGUUUUCAGUUUUUCUGGGGUGCAAUAUGUAGGAUCAAAUGAUAUCUUCACAAAAUUGUCGGAUGUACGGAGAACCCUAGCAGGCAAAUGGCCUCCUGAGAAGCUCAUCCACGUUGUAGAGAAACUGCAGUGUCGUGCUCAUGGUAGAGGUGGAGUUGCAAUUCGUGUAUCUGGAUCAUUGAUUGUUGGAAACCAGUUUAUUAUAUGUGGUGACGGUAUGCAAGUAGAGGGCUUGCCAAAUUUUAGAGAUCUCGACAUUGAUCUAUCAAGCAAACAAAUGGGAACAUUUAAAGAGCAAUUUAUCAUUGAAGCAGGAGAUGCCAUUGGAUGUUACUAUAUUACUAGUCAAGAGCUUUACAUCAUGUCAUCGGACAGCUAAGAUUGCUACAUGCCUUUUUUUAGUUACGAGGCUAGUGUAUUCCUCUAGAGUUAUAAUUCUUAAGUUGACAAGCACUCUUAAGUUAGAAGUGUGUAACUUGUAAAUCCAAUUUGUAUAGUGAUACUAGCUAGCACUGCAGCCUAGCAUCAAUUAUACUGUAAUUGAAAUUGUAGAUAUAUAUAAGCUGAUUUAAUACAGAGAAUAAUGUAUGUAUAACAUUGCUUUGUAAUUUUAACAAAAAUUAUCAUUUUUUAGUUCCAAAUCAAGUCAGUCCU